GGAGAAAAAACGUUGAAUGCGUCCGGUGGGAGGCAGAGAACAUCUGUGCGUGUGUCUGAGUGUGAGUGAAAGUGUUUUCCUCCAGCCUAGCACAGGUUGAAUACUCGCAGAGAGCCACUUUUUGCGCCCCUCACUCUUCUGGACAAAGUAAUCUUUUACUGAACUGUGUGGCCAGCUCUCAUCGUCUGACUGAAAUGAGGACCGUGGUCCUUGGCCUCUUCUGCCUGUUGGCCUGGCCUGGGGCCUGUGGACAGGGCCGACAGAGGCAGCGGCCACUCCCACUCUCCUCCAAAGGCCAGCGGGACACCGGCCUGCAGACCAACUCGCUGGAGAGCCAGUGCAAAGGGAAGCCCCUGGACUUUGUGUUCGUGAUUGACAGCUCGCGCAGCGUGCGGCCGGACGACUACGAGAAGGUGAAGGCGUUCAUCCUGAACGUGCUGAGCGUGCUGGACGUGGGGCCGGAGGCCACGCGCGUGGGCCUGCUGCAGUACGGCAGCGUGGUGCAGAGCGAGUUCUCGCUCAGCGCCUUCACCCGCCGCGCCGACGUGGAGCGGGCGGUGCACGCCAUGGCCCACCUGGCCUCGGGCACCAUGACGGGGCUGGCGCUGCGCUACACCACCGAGGAGGCCUUCUCCGAGGAGCAGGGCGCCCGGCCCAAGGCCAUGCAGGUGCCGCGCGUGGCCAUGGUGGUGACCGACGGCCGACCGCAGGACACGGUCGAGGAGGCGGCGGCCGACGCGCGGCAGGCGGGCAUCGAGAUCUUCGCGGUGGGCGUUGGCAGGGUUGACAUGGCGACGCUGAGGGCGAUUGGCAGCGAGCCCCAUGAGGAGCAUGUCUUCCUGGUUGCCAAUUUCAGCCAGAUCGAAACUCUCACGUCAGUGUUCCAGGACAAGCUCUGUGCAGAUCUGUGUUUGGCGGUGGACCACCAGUGCGAGCACAUCUGCGUCAGUGCGCCUACCUCCUACAUGUGCAGAUGCAGGAAGGGCUACAUCCUGAACUCCGACGGCAAAACGUGCCGUGAGAAGGACACCUGCGCUGAGGUGGAUCAUGGGUGCCAACACAUCUGUGCCAAUCUCCCUGAGGGCUACAAGUGCGGAUGCCGAGAAGGCUACGAGCUCGAUGAGGACGGGAAGACAUGUCGCAGAAUUGAUUUCUGUGACCUGGGGAACCACGGCUGUGAACACGACUGCAUCAGUACUGCCGACUCCUACAUCUGCAGAUGCAAGAAGGGCUACAUCCUCAACCUGGACGGCAAGACAUGUAGCAAAAUUGACCAUUGUGGUCAGGGCGAUCACGGCUGUGAACACGAGUGUGUCGACACAGAGGACUCGUUUGUGUGUCGCUGUCGGACAGGCUACACACUCAGACCAGAUGGCAAAACCUGCAAAAAAACUGACCGCUGUUCUCAGGGUGACCACGGCUGUGAACAUGAGUGUGUCAACACAGUGGACUCGUUUGUGUGUCGCUGUCGAAAAGGCUACACGCUGAGACCUGAUGGCAAAACCUGCAAAAAAAUCGACCUCUGUGCUCAGGGUGAUCACGGCUGUGAACACGAGUGUGUCAACACAGACGACUCGUUUGUGUGUCGUUGUCGCUACGGCUACACACUGAGACCUGAUGGCAAAACCUGCAAAAGCCUGGACAUCUGUCAGACUGUGGACCAUGGUUGUGAGCAUCAGUGUGUUGGCACGGCUGGAUCUGAUUCUUACGUCUGCAUCUGCUUUGAGGGCUACACACUGGCUGAGAAUAGCAAGAACUGUAAAAAGUCUGAUUGUGGAGAUGGGGUCAUGGACUUAGUGUUUGUGAUAGAUGGCUCUAAGAGUUUGGGGACAGCCAACUUUGAGCGAGUGAAGAGGUGGGUCAACGACAUCGUGGAGGCGCUGGCUGUGUCCAGAGGGGGCACUCGGGUGGGCCUGAUCCAGUACUCCACCAAGGUGCGCACCGAGUUCACCCUGGCCCAGCACGACCGCACCCAGGCCAUCCAGCAGGCCGUCUCCAGCAUGCAGUACAUGGGCCGGGGCUCCAUGACGGGCUCGGCGCUCAGGCACAUGUUUGAGCGCAGCUUCUCCACGGCCGAGGGAGGCCGGCACGGAGUCCCGCAUGUCAGUAUCGUUUUCACCGACGGCCGCUCGCAGGACGAUGUGUCUGGGUGGGCCACCAAAGCCAAACAAGCGGGUGUAAGGAUAUACGCUGUGGGCGUUGGGAAAGCAAUAGAGGACGAGCUCAGAGAGAUUGCCUCAGAGCCAGACGAGAAGCAUCUCUACUACGCUGAGGACUUGAAUCGCAUGGGAGACAUCACUGACAAACUCAAGGCUGAGAUUUGUCAAGGUAAACCAGCUCCUACAGACCAAUGUGAGUGCAACAGUUUGGUAGCCUUCCAGAACCAGGCUGCAGAGCAAAUCCAAAAACUGACCCAGAAACUGGAAGCUGUGACAAAGAAGAUAGAAAGCCUGGAGAACCACAGAAGGCACAAGUGAGAGAGAGACCAAUGUACCAUGGAGGCCUUGACCUACCUUUUGUUCAGUAUGUGGGGUGGGUUGGGGGAUAUAUUGAAGGGAUCUAUAAAGUUGCAUUUAAGCUAGAGCAGAUGUACUACACUGAAUGAUGGGGCCAUUUUGUAUUUUUGUAUUUAUAUAUUGUCUUAUAUACAGUUUCAAGGAUACUACCCAAGUAAACUUUGGUAGUAAAGAAUUUGUUCCUUUAAAACACAAGCUCUUACCUACACCAUUACUAAUCACAAACAGCAUAGGCAUUGGGUAGCAAAUCCUGAAUUCACACAACUUGAUUUCCUAACAAUAUAUGAAUAAACUAUUGAUCUUGAAACUCGUACAAUAACGGCACACUUAGGAUAUGUGUAAUUAAUCUGACAAACCUUUGUCAAUAUGGGAACUUAUAAAUUAAAGAUAUUUUUUAAAUUACAA
Messenger RNA from Sardina pilchardus (European sardine), 2921 nucleotides. RefSeq names its product matrilin-2-like. The transcript is spliced from 14 exons. Lineage: Eukaryota; Metazoa; Chordata; Actinopteri; Clupeiformes; Clupeidae. The coding region runs from base 195 to 2477 and encodes 760 amino acids. Gene Ontology annotation, molecular function: calcium ion binding. The record is from RefSeq and is a predicted model, not a curated record.